Molecule: messenger RNA, 618 nt
Organism: Paraphaeosphaeria sporulosa
Lineage: Eukaryota; Fungi; Ascomycota; Dothideomycetes; Pleosporales; Didymosphaeriaceae
Exons: 1
Coding region: 9-452 (147 amino acids)
Source: RefSeq, a predicted model, not a curated record
AGAGGGCGAUGGUGGAUGUCAGAAAGUGUACUCCGGUCGGCGUGGGGAUCCAGUGUCUUGGGCGCAGAGGAUACUUGUCGGCGAGUCCAGCUAGCGAAAAGAUGACCCGGAAUUUAAACAGCUGGGUAACUACAGACGUGCCAGUUUCGAAUUGCUAUCCGUCAACCCGUCUUCUGUCGCGCAUACUACGACUCGACAUAGCGCAGACAUACCAAUCCUACAGCACCUCCCUGCUGCAGCCCAGACCCAACAUACCCAUCUCCUACAUUCCAGGGCCUAAAAGCGCUGCACGACACAUACUCAACAUACACCAUGUCCACCACCACCACCACCACCACCACCGCAACCAAACAGCCCCUAACCCGCCCCGCCAAACGUGCAGACAGCGCCGUCUCGCUGUCCUUCCCAUCAUCCACCUCCACCUCCAACCACACCACUCAAAACCUCUAUGACGCGGAGUGGACCGCGUACCUAGGCCUUGAGGAUGAGUGGGGAUAUGUGCUCAAAGACUCCCGGGAGGUGAAGAGCACGUGGAGAGAAGCAGAAGCGGAGAGAGGGCAGCAGUAUGAGGAGGAAUGGAGUGCGUAUUUGGGGCUGGACAUGAGUGGGGAGUGGUGA